GUAAAUGUCGCUACUCCCACCUUUGUUUUCGCUACUAAAGACUCAGAAAGACACUAUGGUUUUAGAAGUGACAGACACGAGCAAAGAGGGACAUCUAUAGCCAGUGUAUUGCUGUUCUGAUCUCCGAAACAAUGGGGAAGAUUGAAUGGGCAAUGUGGGCCAAUGAGCAAGCCCUGGCGGCUGGUCUAAUUUACCUCACUGGUGGCAUUGUUGGGGUGGCUGGCCAGUUCAGAGGUUGGGAGUUCGCCGCUUUUGGAAUUGCAGCUGGGGCUUUUGUUUGUCUUUUGGAAUACCCCAGAAGUAAAAGGAAUAAGGGCACCAGUAUGGCAAGAACGGGCCAGUACUGUUUCACAGUUUGUGUGAAAGCCUUUGGACCCCUGACACGGAACUAUUAUGUCAGGGCAUUUGUCCAUGCUGCACUCUGUGUUCCUGGUGGCUUCAUGCUUGCCACUGUCUUGGGGUGUGUUUGUCUGGGAAUAGCAAGCCUCAUUUACCUAUCAGCAGCUAUCCAUGGGGAGCACUGGGAGCCCAUCCUGCCCAGGACUGAGUCUCGUGCACCAGUAGCAGAGAGUGUAAAGAAACCCCCUCAGAACCCUCCACCCCGACCACCUAUGGAGCUCCGCAGGAAAAGGAUGGAUGACCUGGAGGGUGCCGCGUACAUCAACCCCAUAGCUGUCACUGCUAAUGAAUUCUAACCAUCGUUGACCUGUCACCAAAGAGCUGCUAGGUUUGAUUCAAACUAACAGCAUUUACAAGGAAAUCCAGAAGUGAUUGAACUGUGCCUUACAUCAACAACACCCAACCCAGCGCUUCUGAUGGAGAGAAGUGAAGAGGUUGAUGACAUUGACAUGGCAUUCUGCGGAUGUAUGCAAUGCAUAUUGUCUAGUCUGGUUUAUUGUUCGCAUAGCAAAUAAUCACAAACACUUUCUAUUUUUUUUACUUACUCUAUCCAUUUAAAACCAUUUUAGAUACGUAUUUUCUGUACACUGUAAAAAUUACAUUUUAUUUGCUACCUAAUGCUUCUCAUGAGUUACAGUUAAAAUUGAAGUUGCAGUGGUAUGUAUAUGUUUUCCUCAUAUUUAGAAUGAAGAGGCAGUUUACUUGUGCAUUGCCAUCAGCUUUACUUGAUGACAUAACAGAUAGCAGUUGUAGGUUGUGGGAUCCUGCCGUCUGAUAUCAGGGUCAUGGAACACAUGCUCCAAGGAGCUUAAAAGAUAAUUUAUUUGAAUGGUCUGAUGUUACUGUUUUAGGUAUUCCAUUUGUACUGUGCGGUCAUUCUGUUUUGAUGGUGAAAAAAAAAGUGUUAUUAUGUUAACGCUUUUUGGGAAUAAAUCACCACCAGGUCCCA
Alosa alosa (allis shad) is the source of this 1348-nucleotide messenger RNA. It is a transcript of the gene cyba, whose product is annotated as cytochrome b-245 light chain. The transcript is spliced from 6 exons. Gene Ontology annotation, cellular component: NADPH oxidase complex. The record is from RefSeq and is a predicted model, not a curated record. The coding region runs from base 132 to 695 and encodes 187 amino acids. Gene Ontology annotation, molecular function: heme binding. Lineage: Eukaryota; Metazoa; Chordata; Actinopteri; Clupeiformes; Clupeidae. Gene Ontology annotation, biological process: superoxide anion generation.